AGGGGGGGUGGGUAUUUAAUGCAACACACCAUUACAUCUUAGUCAGUUGUGGAACCCAAAGCCUAAGAGAGGAGAGAAAGCGUGAUCACAGCUGAACAAACAACUAACAACAAACAACUUUGUGAGCUACUUAUGAGAAGGUACAAUUUAUUUUCCUUUGUCCUCCUCACUGCCCACUCCCCUCGUACCUCACCCCGAUGACCUCACCCCAAAACCUCCCAUGGACCUCACCCACUCCAUCCCCGCCUGAAUACACCUUCCACCCCUCGAGAUCAUGCGGGCUGCGGGGCUCCUCUUCAUGGUGUGUCUGGUGGACCUGAACUUGGCCCAAGGGGUCAACCAGUUGCAGUGGUUGGCCCAGCUGCGGGGCCGCUGGCGCCAGCCUCAGGCCCUCUGGGCCAACGGCCAGGACCAAGACUGCCCCCUGGAGUGCGACUGUCCCGCCAAGUACCCCGCCGCCAUGUACUGCCACGGCCGCAACCUGCACCACGUGCCCUACGUCCCCUCGCACAUCAAGUACGUCUACCUGCAGAGGAACCACAUCACGGGCAUCCAGGACGGGGUGUUCGACAACGCCACCAACCUGGUCUGGCUGGUGCUGUUUCAGAACCGCCUCAACUCCGACAAAAUCGGGAAGAACGUGUUCGGGAAGCUGAGGCACCUGGAACGCCUCUACUUGGAUCACAACGAGCUCAGCCGUGUCCCGUCCAACCUGCCCAAGUCCAUCAAGGAGCUCCGCCUUGGCAACAACCAGAUCUCCAAGAUCCAGGCGGAGUCCUUCGAGGGCAUGACCGAGCUGGCCAGUCUUCAGCUCCACGCCAACGUCAUCGAGGACGUUGGAGGGGCGUUCAAGGGGCUGAAGUCUCUGGCCGUACUGGACAUGAGGAAGAACAACCUUCGCGAGAUGCCCAAGAGCCUUCCGGAGAGCCUCCACCAGCUUUAUCUGGGCUCUAAUAAGAUAGAGAGCGUUCCUGCCGACUUUCUGAGCAUGCAUCCCAAAUUGCAGUUCUUAAGGUUGAGUAGUAACAUGCUAACAGAUGAGGGUAUUCCAUCCAAUGUGUUUAAUGUGAGCACGCUGGUGGAACUGGACCUUUCCCACAACAAACUGGAAAGGAUCCCCAUGUUGAGCAGGGACCUGGAGUACCUCUACCUAGAGGCCAAUCGUAUUAAAGAAUUCUCUUUGAGCAGUUUUUGCAGUGUGGUAGACAUGACCAACUUCUCAAAAUUGAGAGUGCUGCGUUUGGAUGCAAAUAAGAUUAGUGCCAGAGACAUUCCAACUGAAGCCGUCUACUGUUUGCGCCUUGCUGCCUCCAUAAAUGUUUAGGAUCUUCUAUCAUAUCUCAUCAAUUUAUCAAUGGAGAUAUGUCCCAAGGUAACCCGUGCCUUCUAUAAAAGCCUCUAUCAUAAAUUGAUUUAGAACCACGUUACGUCUAUUUAGAUUUUGAACUGUAUCCCAGUUGUGUUUUCUGACUUUGUUUUUCUGUUUUUCUGUAUGCCACAUGAAAGCCAUAACUAAAUAAGUUAAAUUAAGUGUGUUAUUCACAAAAUCCUUAUCAAAUGUUCAUGUCUUCCCAAGUUAAAAUGUCACUAGUCAUAACUGAUUAUGACAUGGUGAGGAUUAUUUUGGUCCCUUUGCUUCCAUCCUGUGGAGUAAAACAGUCUUACAGCAGGAAAGGAAUGAACUGAUGAUUCUCAUUUGCGUGUUCAAAGGGAAGAGAAAUGUGUUGUGAAGGCUACUUUCUGUGUUUUAAAAAUCACUCACAGCUCUUUUUCAUAAUUUAACCAAGUAUCUUCAAUAAAACGGUGAAUUUUAUUUCCAUUUAAAGAAUGUAGCGUAAAAGUAAACAAAUGAAUCGGUGUACGAUUAUAUAUGACAAUAACUAUUAUGCAAAUGUUCAUGUUUUUCUCUCACUAAAUGAAGUGACCAUGUGUCUAUGCAAAUAUGAAGCAUGUGUAGAGCCCUUGGAUAACACCAUCAAUAUAAAUAUCUGACACAGCCAAAUGUUCUCUUUGUUGUGGUAAGCCUAAACUUAAAAACAGCUGUUCACAGCUCCCUCCAAGUCAGAAAGGUAGAGAGACAGAGGAGAGAGCGACUGAGCAAGAACUAAAGAAAAAGGAAAGAUAGAAGGAAAGAAGAAAUCAAGAAAGAAAAUAAAUAAAAGAAUAGCUUUCUUUCAGAACAGUCUUAACUGUUUUUGGGAAACUUCCAAAUCUUUUUUUUUCGCAAAUAGUUGGGAGCCAUGACAAGGGUGGGUUGUUUUCUGUUACACAGAUGCCUUUAAUCUGCUGCAGGAAAAUAAUAAUAGAUCACCAAAUUAAAAGUAGAAAAAUUGCACAUCAACUAUACUUUUAUUUACAAUGAUCAGUAGUAAUCUUUGAAGUUUUUUUUACAAUCCACUCCUCACAUAUUUUUGGACUUUCGAGGGAUUUGUAUUGUGACAGAGAUAAAAUAUAGGCUUUAGGCCCCACACAUGCACAUGAUCACAUGUAGCAGCCAUUUCCACAAAAAAGGUCAGGGAUGUAAUCCUCUGGGAUCCACAUGUCAUGCUAUCACUAUGAAAACAAAACAGUUGUUACGCAACAUAUAAUGCUCACCUGUCUGAAAGACAGCAUUAUAAACCCCUUUAUCCUUUAAGAAUCAGAAACGCCACAUUCCAUUAUUUUUUACUGCCUUUAAUAACAUAAUGUAUUGUUGCCAGGCUUUGAUCAUGGUUUACGUAAUCCAAAGUAUUAAACAUUUAAUACAAAGUUUAAUCAUAUGUUUUGUUUUCUUUCCUUAUAGCCAGUAUGUUUUUAUUGUUCCCCAGAAUCUUUUUAAGAGGAGGAUGCCUUGGUUAACAUUAUUUUUGGCAGGGUAGGCCUCCUAAAAAGGCCCACUCUUUUGAAGUUUGGCUGGAGCUUUGAGAGUCUUAUGAAAUGGAAAGUUAAACCAACAGGCAAUAAAAGGAUCACGACCUUAACCAAUCCACUAGUGUUAAUAGAUCGGAUGUCUCAAAGGGAUUUUGUUGGGUGUCACAUUUCAUUCCCACUGUUAUCAAAGCGUUGCAGAGGUAAUUUAAUAUGGAUUUUUAAUGCAUCAAUAGAUUAUUAUUAUACAGACAGUUUUAACAUAUAAUAAAUUAGUGGUUGAAACAUUUGGGAAACAGCUUUAACAAUAGAUAAGAAAGUGUUUAUGUUACAUAUGAUAGACAAAUUGUUCAACAUAGAUAACUAUUGUAAAAAUAAAUAUUUUGUUUUCUCAACUAAAUAGAAAAAUAUAAGCCAUGGAUACAGCAUAAACAUUAAUAUGCAAAGCACAUUAUUCUAAAUAAAAACUCUUGCUUCCACUUAAAGCCAAGCUCUGAUGACAUAUGGUUCAGAUGGUACAUUAUACAUAUGAAAAUAUGUUAACUCUUGUGUCCUUGAUGAUUAAUCAAUCGAAUGUUCACCUUCAUGUGUUCGUCAUACACUGCUCAAUUCAUGUGCUGUCAUUGCCUAAUGAAAAAAUAAAAUGUGAAUACACUUGAAACAGAU
Gadus morhua (Atlantic cod) is the source of this 3513-nucleotide messenger RNA. RefSeq names its product fibromodulin-like. The record is from RefSeq and is a predicted model, not a curated record. The coding region runs from base 275 to 1324 and encodes 349 amino acids. Gene Ontology annotation, molecular function: protein binding. The transcript has 3 exons. Lineage: Eukaryota; Metazoa; Chordata; Actinopteri; Gadiformes; Gadidae.